AGAAAGAGAGAGAGGGAGGGAGAGAGGAGGCCUCUUUGUUGAAUAGCAACACCUCUGAACUCAAAAGCAGCAGCAUGAUGGAUGUUUCCACUGUAUCUGAGCAGUGAAGCCAAAGCCCACCCAGAGGAGGGGGCUUCUCGGGAGCAUCUGUGGGUCAUAUAAACCUUUCCCGCAGUGGGAGAGUUUAUAGUUGGCAGUUCACUGGAGAACUAAGACACAGCAUUAAAAUCAAGACUGCAAUGGCAUCGUUGGGGCUGCAGAUUCUCGGUGUGGGGCUGGCGGUGCUCGGUUGGAUAGGGAACAUACUGAUCUGUAUACUGCCCCUGUGGAAGGUGUCUGCUUUCAUUGGGAACAACAUUGUGGUUGCGCAGACCAUUUGGGAAGGACUGUGGAUGACCUGUGUGGUGCAGAGCACGGGUCAGAUGCAGUGCAAGGUCUACGACUCCUUGCUGGCUCUGCCCCCAGACCUCCAGGCUGCACGUGCCAUGGUCGUCAUCGCCAUCUUGUUCUCUCUGUUUGGCGUGCUGCUCUCGGUGGUCGGAGGUAAAUGCACCACCUGCAUCGGAGACAAAGCGGCGAAAGCCAGAGUGGCCAUCUCCGCAGGUGUCUUCUUCCUCCUGAGUGGGGCUCUGUGCCUGGUGACGGUGUCGCUGCCCGCUAACACCAUCAUCAAGGACUUCUACAACCCGUUGGUCCCUGAUGCGCAGAGGAGAGAGCUGGGUGCGUGUUUGUACGUGGGCUGGGGAGCAUCGGGACUGUUGCUGAUUGGUGGUGCUCUUCUCUGCUGUCAGUGCUCGUCAGGUGGAGACCGCUAUACUGGAGCAAAGUACUCCCCGCCUAAAUCCACAACACCUGGGAAAGAAUUUGUCUGAAUGGACAGCGCCUGACUCUGCAUACAAAGCAAAUGUGAAAUUUGUGAUUAACGUCGUUUAACUAACACACUGUUGCCUUUUUGUGUCUGGAGACCGUCAGAUAAUAGUGCUGUGUUAGAUUGGAGUUUUCACCAUUUGUAUUAUUUCAACAGUAAUUCACACUUUCCUAUUUUUUAUCGUUUUUUUGUACAAUGUAUUCAUUAUGUACAUUUAAUUUUUUUUUCUUUCAUUCAUGCAAUAAACAUUAUUUUUGUCA
Messenger RNA from Solea solea (common sole), 1128 nucleotides. It is a transcript of the gene cldn29, whose product is annotated as claudin 29. Gene Ontology annotation, cellular component: plasma membrane; bicellular tight junction. Bases 240 to 872 code for a protein of 210 amino acids. Lineage: Eukaryota; Metazoa; Chordata; Actinopteri; Pleuronectiformes; Soleidae. The transcript has a single exon. Gene Ontology annotation, molecular function: structural molecule activity. Gene Ontology annotation, biological process: bicellular tight junction assembly; cell adhesion. The record is from RefSeq and is a predicted model, not a curated record.